Molecule: messenger RNA, 1412 nt
Organism: Solanum pennellii
Lineage: Eukaryota; Viridiplantae; Streptophyta; Magnoliopsida; Solanales; Solanaceae
Exons: 3
Coding region: 118-978 (286 amino acids)
Source: RefSeq, a predicted model, not a curated record
ACUCACAAGUGAAGCAUCUAAAUAACCAAUCGAUACUCCACAAAAGCCUCUCGAAAUUGCCACAACCUGUGUAUCAAUGCUGCCUCAACUUGAACUCCCAUUAUCCGGUGUUUUUCCAUGGAUUCUCUCUUAAUAAAUUCCCCAUAUACAGCUCUGGCUUCUUCUAAAACUCUUAACUCUAACAUCACUUCUUUCAAUCUUUCUUCUUUUUGUUUUUUCAGAUUCAAAAGACCUAACAAAUUGAAAACGUCUUCAGUUACUGUUUCAUACUUGAAUCCUCAAAACCCCAAUUCAGAAUGGCAAAAUCACAGCUCAUACUUAAAACCCUUUUCGCUUCUACUUCCAAUUUUCAAGAAAGUUAAAAACUUUGCAGAAAAGAAUAGAUGGGGCUCUGUUUUUAAAGGUUGUAGUGGCACUGAGAAUGUUCCUGAGGAGCUUAGAGGGGAUUUGUUGCAAAAUGGAAGUUUUGGGAUGGCUCUUUUGAGUAUAACUGCAACAGCUAAAGUGAAGAUAAGUCCAAUUGUAGCUACAUUAGCUGCUAACCCAACGUUUGUUUCGGGGUUUAUAGCUUGGUUUAUGGCACAGUCAAUGAAGGUCUUUUUGAAUUUCUGUGUGGAGAGGAAGUGGGAUUUUAGGAUUAUGUUUGCUUCUGGAGGAAUGCCUUCUUCCCAUUCAGCCUUGUGCACGGCAUUGACUACCUCAGUUGCUAUUUGUCAUGGAGUUGCUGAUUCAUUGUUUCCCGUUUGUUUGGGAUUUACUUUAAUUGUGAUGUAUGAUGCUAUUGGAGUUAGACGGCAUGCCGGGAUGCAAGCAGAGGUUCUCAAUCUGAUCGUUGAGGACUUAUUCCAAGGGCAUCCCAUCAGUCAAAGAAAGCUAAAAGAACUUCUUGGCCACACCCCAUUACAGGUUUUUGCUGGAGCUUUGCUUGGUAUUAUGGUUGCUUGGAUGUGUAGCCAGGGUUAUUUAAUUGCAAUCUGAUCAGCUUCAGCAGUUAUACUUGCCAUUACAACUGUACAAGAAGCAGUCACUUUUUGUGUGAACAGUUGAUGCCUAUGGUUCAUUCCCAAGUAAAAGGAUAAAAUAUUCUGCAGCCAAUUUAAUUUGUUAGCCUUCUGAAUUUGUACUCUAGUGUAUACUCAAGCCUUUAGGAUUUAGUGAUCUGCUAUUGAUUUUGUCUAUUGCAUAGUACUUGAUUUUCUCAGGUUAGAAAACUUUAUCAUUGUGGAGAGAGUAUUAUGGCACACUCCACGGAAUCAGAGUGAUUCAUGCCUUUCAAGACUCACGUUUUUAUUUUCAGUUUGCUUUCAUCUGUAUUCCUCUUUGUAACUGUAUCUAUCUGACUUUGAAGUACAUGAUGAAGAAGAGUGAUUUGCAGUGAUGUCGACAUUAAACAUAAAGGAUCUCUUGGCUAA